CCAGUCGUCUACUGACUCACUGAAUCAUGCAGAACGUGGGUUGUCUUUUUCCAUAUCAUGUGAGCGAAUUAACCGAGAACUCCAGCCCGUUGGAGUCGGCCCAUCUCCUCGAGUCGCGGUCCUCUUCCUCACCGAGUCACGGCCCGUUUACCCCUCGCUUUUUCUCCGACCCGACAUACACCACCAAGCUAUCUACAUAACUUCAGUCUGCGUGUCUUGACGACGUUGAUAGCUAUUCUCGCCACGUCUUCAUCCUUGAUUCUCACCAUAUCUUCAUCCUCUCUAUACAUCCCUCCGUUCCGUAAAAGAACCCCUCCAUUGACCAUCGGGGUAUUUCCGAGCUCCCAACAUGGCUACCACCACCGUCCCAACAUGGCUUCACAAGCUAGAGGAACAAGUCAACGUGGACGCCGACGCAAUGGACCCGGAGUUCAUCAAAAGUCUGCCCAUCGUCCCCCAUGACAUGACAAGCAACCAGAUCCACGUCCACGGACGAAUGAGCGAUCCCAGCAACAGGCAGCUCCUUCUUGACGUUGCCCGAGAAUACAAAGAUCGCGACUGGUUAGCUGUCUAUACUCGUGCUGCCGUCCUCCUCUGCAAGAAGAACAUCGACCUGAUUCAAGGCCGCGUUCUCCUGCAAGCAUCGCCUUCGCAGGCCUACAAUGCCCAGAAAGUCCUUGAGCACGCUCGCCUCUACGCCAAGGAAUUCGAGUCCGUGGGCAUCUCAAAGGACCGCUUCUGCAUUAAGAUCCCCAGCACCGGCCCGGCACUGAGUGUCUGUCCUAUCUUGGAAGCCGAGGGCAUUCGAACUCUAGGCACGGCUGUUUUCUCGCUGGCGCAGGCUAUUGCGGCUAGCCAGGCUGGGUGUUUGUUUAUUAGUCCUUAUUUCAAUGAGAUUCGAGCAAACCUUGACCUGAGCCUCUGGCCAAACGUCGAGGACCCAGCAACGCAGCACACCAUGUCCGCAAGACUCAUCCAAAUGCUCGAGACCUACCGCCGCCUAUACAAGGAAACCGGCAAGCCGCAGCCUCUAAUCAAAAACGCCAACUUCAUAAGCGCCAAAGAAGCCCUCGCACAAGGCGAAAUCGGCGUGGACUCGGCAACUGUUUCACAAGAGGUUCUCGCUGAAUUGGCAAAACUCCCCUACGACGGGUCCUCCCGGCCACCGGGAGUCAUAGACGUCCCGAAACCCGCGUACCCCGAGCACCAGAACUCGGUGUCGGCGACCCCGAAGCGCCUUCAGCAAGUGGCGGGUGCUGAUCCACUUGCGGCAGCCGAUUGGGAUGGGAAGCUUGCGAGCACGGAUAUUGAUUACCUCGCGAAUGACGGGGCGAAUCUGGAGAGUGCGAUUUCGGCGGAUCCGAUUGCGAGUGCGAGGAUGAGGGAUGCGCUUGGUUUGUUUGUCAAGCUUGAGGGGGAGAGUAGGGAGCUUAUUGAGGCGGUGUUGAAGGAGGUUUCUUAGACGUACACGGCUUGCACUUAGAUAUAAAGUAUAGAAUUUCACUGUGCAUUGAAUCCUAGAGUCUCAUGGAUAUAUUCACAGGCUAGGCUUAUUCCCUUUCCAAUUGGCUUCAUAUGAUAUACUAUAAUAUAAAUCACCGCGUACACCUCUCCUCAGCGGGCCUGAACCCAACUCCUAACCCCUCCAUAACCAUCCUCUCACGCUCCUCCCAGGUCUCACCUCCAUGCUCAAGAUCAAUAACCUGCCCACCAGUCGUGCGCUCCCUCACCCCGCUGGAAUCAAAUUUCCACCCACGCGAUUUCUUCGC
Aspergillus versicolor CBS 583.65 is the source of this 1769-nucleotide messenger RNA. RefSeq lists its product as uncharacterized. The record is from RefSeq and is a predicted model, not a curated record. The coding region runs from base 350 to 1462 and encodes 370 amino acids. The transcript has 5 exons. Gene Ontology annotation, molecular function: transaldolase activity. Gene Ontology annotation, cellular component: intracellular anatomical structure. Gene Ontology annotation, biological process: carbohydrate metabolic process; pentose-phosphate shunt, non-oxidative branch. NCBI's taxonomy places the organism in Eukaryota, Fungi, Ascomycota, Eurotiomycetes, Eurotiales, Aspergillaceae.